UGACAUGUAAAAUGUUACAUUUCCAGCUGUAACCAAACCGACAGAGCAAGAAAACAAAUGAUUGUGCGCCAUGAAACAGAAUAAUGGUAUUAUACAAUUCUAUAUAUAUUUAAAUAUAUAUAUUUUUAUUAUUCAGGCGGUGAUAGGUCAGCUAAAGCCAGGACCCAAAACAUCUAGUAGCCAAAAUUGCACCAUUAGCAUUAAGGCUAGCUCCCAUACUAGAAGGAGACAGGACUUUUUAGUUUGUUAAUAAACACUAGUAUGGCUGAGUCACCUGCAGUGGUAACGUUGUGUGAAAAUCCAAAUGAAGUCUUCCUAGACGUUGCAAAGUUGUUGCUUACAUACGCGGACAACAUUUUAAGGUAUCCCAAUGAGGAGAAGUACAGAUCGAUCCGCAUAGGCAAUCCUACAUUCUCUACCAAGCUGUUGCCCAUCAAAGGUGCAGUGGAAUGCCUUUUUGAAAUGGGAUUUCAGGAGGCAGAGACCCACCUGGUGUUUCCCAAGUCUGCAUCAGUAGAACAGCUGAAGCUAAUCAGGGAAUCCAUAGCAGCAGAGAGGGAGCAAAGGCUGCUUGCAGGACAAGCUGUCCAACCUACUGCUCAGGCUGUUCCAGCCUCAGCCUCAGCCUCAACAUCAGCCUCAACAUCAGCACCAGAGAGCAGUGCUACUGCUUCCAGCCAGCCAAUUACACCACCUCCACUACAGCCUUCAUCCUUGGAGAGCAGUAUGAGCUUUUUUGUGACUCUCCAGUCAAACUUCCAGCAUGUGAUGCUGUAUGAAAACCCUGAGCUGCAGCAGAAAGCCAGGGGCUGCAUCCCUCACCAGCAGAUGUCCUCUGCUGCUGAACACAAGCUGAAGGAGGCCAAAGAAGCCGAUCCAGAAUGUAAACUUGGAAUAGAAGAAUUCCUGGUGUUGGAGUUGCUCAGAUGGUUCAAACAGGACUUCUUCUCCUGGGUGGACUGUCUGCCCUGCAGCAGCUGCAAUGGCCCCACCAAGAACAAUGGCUCCCUCAGUCCUACCACUGAAGACCUCCGCUGGGGAGCCCAGCGAGUGGAGAACCACUACUGUCAGAGCUGCCGACUCUCCACCAGAUUCCCCAGGUACAACAAUCCUGAGAAGCUUCUUGAAAGCAGGAGAGGGCGCUGCGGGGAGUGGGCUAACUGUUUCACACUGUGCUGCAGAGCCCUUGGCCUCGAGGCCAGAUAUAUAUGGGACAGCACAGACCAUGUGUGGACAGAGAUUUACUCCGUCUCUCAGCGUCGCUGGCUGCACUGUGACUCCUGUGAGAAUGGCUGUGAUAAGCCCCUACUGUAUGAGGUUGGCUGGAAGAAGAAACUGGCCUAUGUUCUGGCUUUCUCUAAGGACCAGGUGGUGGAUGUGACAUGGAGGUACUCCUGCAAACAUCCAGAGGUUUUGUCGAGAAGGACCAGGGUUCAGGAGGCCUGGCUGCGGCACACCAUUAACGGGCUUAAUGCCUCGAGGCAGCAGUCCCUGAGUCCAGACAGAAGGAAGGAGCUAACAGAGAGGCUGCUCGUCGAGCUUGUUGAGUUUAUUUCCCCCAAGAAACCUAAUCCAGGAGAGCUGGGCGGACGCAACUCUGGCUCUCUGGCCUGGAGGAUCGCACGCGGGGAGACCAGACCGGCUGAUACAGGGACCUCCACACAGACUGCAGGUUACGUGUUUACUCCUACUGAGAAGGAGAAGAGUGACAAGUUGCUGCAUGUGCGCUACAAUGCUGCCAAAGACCAGUACUAUCGAGUGUCCAACAACUGUGAGGUGGUUGAGUGCUGGGAUCAGUGUGUGUGGAGGAAGGAGUCAGUCUUCAGAAAGGUGGAGGAAGACUGGCUCAUGGUGUAUAUAGCUCGAACAGAGGGCUCUUCAAUGGGAAAAAUUAGCUGGAAGUUUGACUUAGCUCCAGCGGGAAUGAAGAUAAAGUCUCUCUCGAUCAUGGCAAGUAGCCAGACCUUCCACUCUGGGAAAGUCUGCUGGCAGUUGCAAGCAGGCCAGAUUACUGAAGAGUUCCCCGGAGAUGGGAAUAUGCAGUCAUUCCAGAGUCUAUCCGGCUCCUCAGAGUUCAUUGUUGUAGCAGAACUCUGUGGUGGAGAAGGGGACUCGUCAUGGCAGCACUCUCAGCUCUUCAGACAAAGCUCGGAGGAGACGCAGGAGCCUUCAUUUGAAAUCCUCAUCCACUUUGAAGCUGCUUAACAGUUGAUUUACAUAGCAAAAUUGGGGUGUCUAGUCUGUUUUUCAGUGUUGACUGUUGUUUGGAUGAUAAGAUUGUAUGAUGUAAAUUCAGUGCAAUAUUUAAGUCUGUGUCAGUCCUCCUAAGAUGAUUAAAUAUGCAUGGUCUAAUGAUGAAUGAGAUAGAUGAAUGAAAACACAAGUUUUGUACCUAUCACA
Centropristis striata (black sea bass) is the source of this 2400-nucleotide messenger RNA. RefSeq names its product N-glycanase 1 (gene ngly1). Gene Ontology annotation, cellular component: nucleus; cytoplasm; cytosol. The coding region runs from base 262 to 2205 and encodes 647 amino acids. The transcript has 12 exons. Gene Ontology annotation, biological process: protein quality control for misfolded or incompletely synthesized proteins; protein deglycosylation; glycoprotein catabolic process. The record is from RefSeq and is a predicted model, not a curated record. Gene Ontology annotation, molecular function: peptide-N4-(N-acetyl-beta-glucosaminyl)asparagine amidase activity. Lineage: Eukaryota; Metazoa; Chordata; Actinopteri; Perciformes; Serranidae.